Molecule: messenger RNA, 3187 nt
Organism: Antrostomus carolinensis (chuck-will's-widow)
Lineage: Eukaryota; Metazoa; Chordata; Aves; Caprimulgiformes; Caprimulgidae
Product: DNA topoisomerase II beta
Exons: 23
Biological process (GO): resolution of meiotic recombination intermediates; DNA topological change; sister chromatid segregation
Cellular component (GO): nucleus
Molecular function (GO): DNA binding; DNA topoisomerase type II (double strand cut, ATP-hydrolyzing) activity; ATP binding
Source: RefSeq, a predicted model, not a curated record
UUUGAUAAUCAGAUUAAUGCUGCAAAAAAGGAAGACUCAGAGAGCAUUAAUAAAAAUGACACUUCAAAGAAGAUGUCUGUUGAGAGAGUUUAUCAGAAAAAGACUCAGCUUGAGCACAUCCUCCUCCGUCCAGAUACCUACAUUGGAUCAGUUGAACCAUUAACUCAGUUAAUGUGGGUUUAUGAUGAAGAUGUAGGAAUGAAUUGCAGAGAAGUUACCUUUGUUCCAGGCUUGUACAAGAUCUUUGAUGAAAUCCUUGUAAAUGCUGCUGACAAUAAGCAGAGGGACAAGAAUAUGACUUGUAUUAAAAUAUCCAUUGAUCCGGAAUCAAACAUUAUCAGCAUAUGGAAUAAUGGAAAGGGUAUACCAGUUGUGGAGCACAAAGUAGAAAAAGUAUAUGUACCUGCUUUAAUCUUUGGGCAGCUGCUAACGUCCAGCAACUACGAUGAUGAUGAGAAAAAAGUUACAGGUGGACGCAAUGGCUAUGGCGCCAAACUUUGUAACAUAUUUAGUACAAAGUUUACAGUUGAAACUGCUUGCAAGGAGUACAAACACAGCUUUAAGCAGACUUGGAUGAACAAUAUGAUGAAGACCUCUGAACCCAAGAUUAAGCAUUUCGAUGGUGAUGACUACACAUGCAUUACAUUCCAGCCAGAUCUAGCUAAAUUUAAAAUGGAAAAACUCGAUACGGAUAUUGUGGCCCUCAUGACGAGAAGAGCAUAUGAUUUGGCUGGGUCGUGCAAAGGAGUCAAAGUCAUGUUGAAUGGGAAGAAAUUACCUGUAAAUGGAUUUCGCAGUUACGUAGAUCUUUACGUAAAAGACAAGCUGGAUGAAACUGGAGUUGCACUCAAAGUUAUUCAUGAAGUCGUGAAUGAACGAUGGGAUGUGUGCCUCACUUUAAGUGAAAAAGGAUUUCAGCAAAUCAGCUUUGUAAAUAGCAUAGCUACCACAAAGGGUGGUAGGCAUGUUGAUUACGUGGUGGAUCAGGUUGUGGGCAAACUGAUAGAAGUGGUGAAAAAGAAGAAUAAAGCUGGAGUUUCAGUGAAACCAUUUCAGGUGAAGAAUCAUAUAUGGGUUUUUGUUAAUUGCUUGAUUGAAAACCCAUCCUUUGAUUCCCAGACAAAGGAAAACAUGACAUUGCAGCCUAAAAGUUUUGGGUCCAAGUGCCAGCUAUCUGAGAAAUUUUUUAAAGCAGCCUCUAACUGUGGUAUUAUAGAGAGUAUUUUGAACUGGGUCAAAUUUAAGGCACAAACUCAGCUGAAUAAAAAAUGUUCAUCAGUGAAACACAGUAAAAUCAAGGGCAUUCCGAAACUGGAUGAUGCUAAUGAUGCUGGUGGCAAACAUUCCUUGGACUGCACAUUAAUAUUAACAGAAGGAGACUCUGCCAAAUCUUUAGCUGUCUCUGGCUUAGGGGUUAUUGGCAGAGACAGAUAUGGAGUAUUCCCACUCAGGGGUAAAAUUCUCAAUGUUCGAGAAGCUUCUCACAAACAGAUUAUGGAAAAUGCAGAAAUCAACAACAUCAUCAAAAUAGUUGGACUACAGUACAAGAAAAGCUAUGAAGAUCCAGAAUCUCUGAAAAGUUUGAGAUAUGGAAAAAUUAUGAUAAUGACCGAUCAGGAUCAAGAUGGAUCUCACAUAAAAGGCUUGUUGAUCAACUUUAUUCACCACAAUUGGCCAUCACUGUUGAAACAUGGUUUUCUUGAGGAAUUCAUCACUCCUAUUGUAAAGGCAAGCAAAAAUAAGCAAGAACUUUCAUUCUAUAGUAUUCCUGAAUUUGAUGAGUGGAAGAAGCAUAUGGAGAAUCAUAAAGCAUGGAAGAUAAAAUACUACAAAGGUUUGGGUACCAGCACUGCUAAGGAAGCAAAAGAAUAUUUUGCUGACAUGGAAAGACAUCGUAUCUUAUUUCGAUAUGCUGGUCCUGAAGAUGAUGCUGCCAUUACACUGGCCUUCAGUAAGAAGAAGAUUGAUGACCGAAAAGAAUGGUUAACGAACUUCAUGGAGGACAGACGACAGCGUCGGCUACAUGGCCUUCCUGAGCAAUUUUUGUAUGGUACAGCAACAAAACAUUUGACUUACAAUGACUUCAUUAACAAGGAGCUGAUCCUUUUCUCAAAUUCAGACAAUGAGAGAUCUAUCCCUUCCCUUGUUGAUGGUUUGAAACCAGGGCAACGCAAAGUUUUAUUCACUUGCUUUAAGAGAAAUGAUAAACGUGAAGUAAAAGUUGCUCAGCUGGCUGGUUCUGUUGCUGAAAUGUCAGCUUAUCACCAUGGGGAGCAAGCGUUAAUGAUGACUAUUGUCAACUUGGCUCAGAACUUUGUUGGCAGUAACAAUGUUAAUCUGCUACAGCCUAUUGGUCAGUUUGGUACCAGGCUUCAUGGUGGAAAGGAUGCUGCCAGCCCUCGCUAUAUUUUUACCAUGUUAAGCCCUUUAGCAAGGCUGCUUUUUCCAUCAGUGGAUGACAACUUGCUUAAAUUCCUUUAUGAUGACAACCAGCGUGUGGAGCCUGAAUGGUAUAUUCCCAUCAUUCCCAUGGUUUUAGUAAAUGGAGCAGAAGGAAUUGGUACUGGAUGGGCUUGCAAACUUCCAAACUACGAUACUAGAGAGAUUGUAAACAAUGUCAGACGAAUGCUGGAUGGCUUAGAUCCCCACCCAAUGCUCCCAAACUACAAAAACUUCAAAGGAACCAUUCAGGAACUUGGUCAAAACCAGUAUGUAGUCAGUGGUGAAAUAUUUGUGGUGGACAGGAACACAGUAGAAAUUACAGAGCUUCCUGUAAGGACAUGGACCCAGGUGUACAAAGAACAAGUUCUAGAACCUAUGUUGAAUGGGACUGAAAAAACUCCAGCAUUAAUUUCUGACUAUAAGGAAUACCACACUGAUACAACUGUGAAAUUUGUUGUGAAGAUGACAGAAGAAAAACUUGCACAGGCAGAAGCUGCUGGACUGCACAAAGUCUUUAAGCUUCAAACAAGUCUUACUUGUAAUUCUAUGGUGCUAUUUGAUCAUAUGGGAUGUUUAAAGAAGUAUGAAACUGUGCAGGACAUCCUGAAGGAGUUUUUUGAUUUGCGAUUACAUUAUUAUAGUUUACGCAAGGAAUGGCUUGUGGGAAUGUUGGGUGCAGAGUCUACCAAGCUUAACAAUCAAGCUCGUUUUGUUCUGGAGAAGAUACAAGGAAAAAUUACCAUAG